AUCGGAUCUGCUUGCAUUUGAUGAGUUUAACAGGUGACCAUCAACAUGCAUAUGUGCGCCGAGAGAAGAGUUGAAAUUUAGGUCGCGCACCCAGCUUUGCGGCGGACGUUGACCGCCUUCUAUGCAUGCUCGGUCGCUUCGAAUGUUAGCUUAUCCCAGGCUGCACCCCCUUUUUCUCUCUCUCUCGCACUUCCGCGUAUUGGCAGUUGCGUGUUGAUGGUGCCUUACCGCGAUGCGCAGACUUCGUGUUCGGGAUGUUGCACCGCUUGUGCUAACGCCCAUGACGUCAUUCGUCCUUAUUCAGGACACGCGUCUUGCGCAAGUCGUGGAGCAGCGGUUCAUGAAGUGGUGCCCAGCCGAGGGCUGCUGUUCCGCGAAACCAGUGCGCAGCCAGUUCUCUGCAAGCCCAAGCUGAUGCCACUGCAGAGCAUUAGCCUGGAGAAACUGGAGCGCCUGCAGGCUCAGCAGAAGACCCAGCAACAGCAGCCACCCAAGAGUCACUAGUGCCACAGACACAAGUCAACAAGUGGCCUGGCUUUUAUUAAAAAAUAUACGGCCUUCGAGGGGAGGCAGGCUGGCCCUGGA
Dermacentor silvarum is the source of this 585-nucleotide messenger RNA. RefSeq names its product BBSome-interacting protein 1-like (gene BBIP1). The transcript is spliced from 2 exons. Bases 217 to 504 code for a protein of 95 amino acids. Gene Ontology annotation, cellular component: BBSome. The record is from RefSeq and is a predicted model, not a curated record. Gene Ontology annotation, biological process: receptor localization to non-motile cilium; cilium assembly. Lineage: Eukaryota; Metazoa; Arthropoda; Arachnida; Ixodida; Ixodidae.